AAGUCUAUUGCUGUGUUGUCGGUGUUAGAGUGCAUGUUAGUCGCCCGCCUGUAGGCUGUGGCAAGAGAUGAAGGUCCGUGCGAUACCCUAAGGAACUUCGAAAGGAAAGCACUAUCGAUACUCGGACACCAACAACCAUGAGUUGCCACAAUUGCGCCAGGACGACGCUGAGCCUGUUCAUCCGCUCUUUCGUACCCACCGAAAAGGUCUUCGCUGCUCAACGACCGCUCUCCCGUCCGCAACAAUCGCGGUUCUCGACCGACGCGCGCCGACUACGAAAAGUUGGACCCAUAAUACCCACCGCUGAACCACAAACAGCGGAACCGAAAGAAGUCGAGAUAGAAGAUGCUCUCACGGGAGAGUUCGAGCGAGAGCAAAGGCGCGAACGUCCAGCAUGGGCUGUACAAAAGGAAGCGCUGAAAGAGAAGCUGGGAGGCGAGGCAUGGAAUCCGCGCAAGAAGUUGUCGCCCGACACCAUGGAAGGCAUACGGCAUCUGCAUAGCACACAACCCGAUAAAUUCACCACACCCAUUCUCGCGCAACACUUCAAAGUCUCGCCCGAAGCCAUUCGCCGCAUACUGAAGAGCAAGUGGCAACCUUCCGACGCAGAAUACGAGGCUAGGAUGGAGAGAUGGAAUAAACGUGGAGAGAGAAUAUGGUCCAACUUGGUGGAGAUGGGUGUUAAGCCGCCCAAGAAGUGGAGGGAGAUGGGCGUAGGUCGGGCUGAGAAUGGGGAGGCGCCCAGGUGGAAGUCAAGAGAUCGGAAUCAGGUGGACGUUAGGGACAGCGUUCAUGACGACUUUAAGGACUUUGUUCCGGACGAGGAGCUUAUACCGACUGUGGGCAAGUCUGGGAGGUCGAAACCGACGACCAGCCGUGUGCCACUUUUUGAAAGAUUAUAAUUAUGGAAUGUGGUAGUCAUUGAUGGGAUUCUUGGUGUUUGGUGUUUGCGCCCAGGCACAGAGAUGCAGAACGUACGUCUGCUUCUCGCCUUUGGGGGCUGCAACCCACUUCGGACGGCAGAACUCAUCUGACAAUAACAAAACCAUCUACCAGAGAACCUACUGUUGUGUUUCGCACCACCAUGCAUCUUAGCGAAUGAUUCUGUUCGAUCGCUCGGAGGUAGUGUCGAAGUCACCAUCAGCCUGGAAACUAACUCUAGAUUGCUUCCGUCCGGAACUACACUUCCACGAUGUCAUAGUUUCAGCCCACCCGAUCUCU
Alternaria rosae is the source of this 1221-nucleotide messenger RNA. Its product is annotated as required for respiratory growth protein 9, mitochondrial. The transcript has a single exon. The coding region runs from base 138 to 902 and encodes 254 amino acids. The record is from RefSeq and is a predicted model, not a curated record. Lineage: Eukaryota; Fungi; Ascomycota; Dothideomycetes; Pleosporales; Pleosporaceae. Gene Ontology annotation, cellular component: nucleus.